Molecule: messenger RNA, 2437 nt
Organism: Euleptes europaea (tarantolino)
Lineage: Eukaryota; Metazoa; Chordata; Lepidosauria; Squamata; Sphaerodactylidae
Product: ATP-dependent 6-phosphofructokinase, liver type
Exons: 22
Coding region: 54-2417 (787 amino acids)
Biological process (GO): fructose 6-phosphate metabolic process; canonical glycolysis; fructose 1,6-bisphosphate metabolic process
Cellular component (GO): cytoplasm; 6-phosphofructokinase complex; membrane
Molecular function (GO): ATP binding; 6-phosphofructokinase activity; fructose-6-phosphate binding
Source: RefSeq, a predicted model, not a curated record
CCUGGCGUCUGUCAUUCGAUCGGGGCCCUUGAGCUUCCAGCACGGCCGGCGCAAUGGCGGGAACCGGACUGGGCUCGGAAGCGCUGGACCUGGAGAAGCUGCGCAUGGCCGGCGCCGGCCUGGCUCUGGCAGUGCUCACCAGCGGCGGAGACGCACAAGGUAUGAAUGCUGCUGUCCGAGCUGUGACUCGCAUGGGGCUAUAUGUUGGAGCGAAAGUAUUCCUGAUCUAUGAGGGGUACGAAGGGCUGGUGGAAGGAGGAGAGAAUAUCAAACAGGCAAACUGGCUGAGCGUGUCCAACAUCAUUCAGUUGGGUGGCACCAUCAUUGGCAGUGCCCGCUGCAAAGCUUUCACCACCCGGGAGGGCCGCCUCAAGGCUGCUUACAAUCUGGUACAGCAUGGCAUCACCAACUUGUGUGUUAUCGGCGGAGAUGGCAGUCUGACUGGUGCAAACAUCUUCCGCACGGAGUGGGGUGGUCUGUUAGAGGAGCUAGUCGGUGAAGGGAACAUCACUGAUGAGGUGGCUAAGACAUAUUGUCAUUUAAACAUUGUGGGUCUGGUGGGUUCCAUUGACAAUGACUUCUGUGGCACAGAUAUGACCAUUGGCACUGACUCUGCACUGCACCGUAUCAUGGAGGUGAUUGACGCUAUCACUACUACUGCCCAGAGCCACCAGAGAACCUUUGUGUUGGAGGUGAUGGGCAGGCACUGUGGGUACCUUGCAUUAGUUUCAGCUUUGGCUUCUGGUGCCGACUGGCUUUUCAUCCCUGAAUCACCUCCUGAGGAUGGCUGGGAGGAUUCCAUGUGUGAGAGGCUUGGUGAGGCACGGAGCAGAGGAUCCCGACUAAAUAUUAUCAUCAUUGCUGAGGGUGCCAUUGACUGGAAUGGGAAACCUAUCACCUCUAAUUACGUAAAGGAUCUGGUUGUGAAGCGCCUUGGCUUUGACACACGUGUGACUGUGCUGGGCCACGUGCAGCGUGGUGGGACCCCAUCAGCAUUUGAUCGAGUUCUGAGCAGCAAAAUGGGCAUGGAAGCUGUGAUGGCACUACUGGAAGCAACACCAGACACUCCAGCCUGCGUGGUGAGCCUCUCUGGGAACCAGUCGGUUCGUCUGCCCCUAAUGGAAUGUGUGCAAGUGACCAAAGAUGUCCAGAAAGCAAUGGAUGAAAAAAGGUUUGAGGAAGCAAUCCAGCUCAGAGGGAGGAGCUUUGAAAACAACUGGAACAUUUACAAGCUACUUGCCCACCAGAAACCAGAUCAGGAAAAGAGCAAUUUCAACAUGGCCAUCCUCAACGUGGGAGCCCCAGCAGCAGGCAUGAAUGCAGCCGUCCGGUCUGCUGUGCGUAUUGGGAUUUGCCAGGGCCAUACAACGUAUGUGGUGAACGAUGGCUUUGAAGGCUUGAGUAAGGGACAGAUCCGAGAAGUGGGCUGGCAUGAUGUGGCAGGCUGGUUGGGCCGUGGUGGGUCCAUGCUGGGGACCAAGCGAACUCUCCCAAAGACAUGCAUGGAAAAGAUUGUAGAAACCAUCCGGAAAUUUAACAUCCAGGCACUGCUGGUCAUUGGUGGAUUUGAGGCCUAUGAAGGAGUACUGCAGCUGGUGGAGGCACGUGGGCAGUACGACGAGCUUUGCAUCAUCAUGUGCGUGAUCCCAGCUACCAUCAGUAACAAUGUGCCUGGGACGGAUUUCAGCCUGGGGUCAGAUACGGCCGUCAAUGCUGCCAUGGAGAGCUGUGACCGCAUCAAGCAGUCUGCUUCCGGCACGAAGCGGCGUGUCUUCAUUGUGGAGACCAUGGGGGGCUACUGUGGCUACUUGUCAACAGUGACUGGCAUUGCAGUCGGAGCCGACGCCGCCUAUGUGUAUGAAGAACCUUUCACCAUUCAUGACUUAAAGGCAAACGUUGAACACCUGACUGACAAAAUGAAAACGGACAUUCAGAGAGGCCUGGUUCUGCGAAACGAGAAGUGCCAUGAACACUAUACCACCGAGUUCCUCUACAACCUAUAUUCCUCAGAGGGGAAAGGGAUAUUUGAUUGCAGGAUCAAUGUCCUGGGUCAUCUUCAGCAGGGAGGUGCUCCAACCCCAUUUGACCGCAACUACGGCACUAAGCUGGGGGUGAAAGCUGUCUUGUGGAUGUCAGAUAAGCUGAAGGAGACUUACCGCAAAGGUCGUGUGUUUGCCAAUGAUGCCAACUCUGCUUGUGUGACAGGCCUGAGAAGAAAGACUGUGUCCUUCAGCCCUGUGACUGAACUCAAGAAAGUCACAGAUUUUGAGCACAGGCUACCCAAAGAGCAAUGGUGGCUGAACCUGCGCCUGAUGCUGAAGAUGCUGGCCCACUACCAGAUCAGCCUGACUGAAUACGUGACUGGGAAGAUGGAGCAUGUCACCCGGCGAACGCUCAGCAUCGAGAAGGGAUUCUAGCUAUAGCCUUUUCCCUUCUC